Messenger RNA from Diaporthe citri, 1176 nucleotides. RefSeq lists its product as uncharacterized. Lineage: Eukaryota; Fungi; Ascomycota; Sordariomycetes; Diaporthales; Diaporthaceae. The coding region runs from base 1 to 1176 and encodes 391 amino acids. The transcript has 3 exons. The record is from RefSeq and is a predicted model, not a curated record.
AUGCCGCCUCCGGCCAUCGCUAAGCUUGAGGCCGGACACAAAGCCCAAAAGAAAGGUGGCGCGCCGGGCUCUACUCAUGCUCUCACCAAGGUUCAAAACCGUGUUCAGAAGUCGAAGUCGAAGCCGAAUCAGCGCAUCGAGUUCUCUAGGUUCCCCGCUGAGAUCCAGCAUAUGAUCUGGAGCGAGGCCAUGCAGAAGCCAGCCUGCCAUACUUUCAAGUUUGCAAGGUCUAAACAGCCCCCACAUCACCCCAAUACUUGGAUUACACACACAUAUGACCUCUGGGCUCUUCCAAGCAGCUAUGACCCUUCGGCAUACCGCUGGUGGAAGUCCAUGCUAUGGAACUGCAACUACAAGCAGCCAAAGCCUGAGAAGCUAAAGCUUGAGGGGCUUGACCUCGCAAAAUACAAGCUUGAGAAGGCAAACUUGAAUGAUAUCCGCAGGCCAAGGAAGUCAAAGGAGGCGUUUUCGAAACUCGCCAAUGCCAGCUUCCAAACUGGAUUCCGAAGGUCCAUGGUUGAUUUACAGCCAAUCCUCACUCAUACUGCCACUUCAAACCGGAAAGGUGCGGCCAUUGACGUUGCCACAGACCUGGUCAUCCUUGAGUUUGAGCGGGGAGGGACAGCGGAUGCGUCGUCCUGGUUCGAGCACGUCGACGGGCGGAUGGAAAUGAUGGACAUUCGUCGCAAGACGAGGCACUUGAAGCGUGUGGCGGUUCACUACAAGAAAUCCCACCCUGGAUGCGGACGCCGCUCGCCUUUCCAAUGCUGGUGCCCUGCUGGAUCACCGCUGAAUUUGGAUUGCGCGAGUUACAAGUUCUGCCCCAUGGAGCAGGCCUGCUUCUUGGAUUGCUUUCCCAACAUCGAGGAGUUCUACUACGUGGUGGAGGUGACGAAGAAGAAAGAAGUCGCCUGGUGCGACGAAUCAUGCACGCCGACAAGGCUACAAACUCAAGAAGUCCGACAACCCGGAGGCCGCCAAGUUCGAGCUCUCACACUCAAACUGCGGACUGAUCCAGCCCUCCCUCUCGAGGCCAUGGGCGAUCCGCGCGAUUGUCUCAUCAAGGUCAUGGACAUCUACAAGGGCAAGAAAGGCGACGAGACUUUCGAGAAUUCGUUGGAGCAGCGGAACAAGGUGAAGUUUGGGGUUAUGGUCAGUUACAACCUCCCGAAGUGA